Molecule: messenger RNA, 1658 nt
Organism: Mizuhopecten yessoensis (Yesso scallop)
Lineage: Eukaryota; Metazoa; Mollusca; Bivalvia; Pectinida; Pectinidae
Product: syntaxin-8-like
Exons: 9
Coding region: 43-759 (238 amino acids)
Biological process (GO): vesicle fusion; intracellular protein transport
Cellular component (GO): SNARE complex; endomembrane system
Molecular function (GO): SNAP receptor activity; SNARE binding
Source: RefSeq, a predicted model, not a curated record
UGCGCAAUACACAUUCAGUAUACAACUUCCGUACAUCACAAGAUGGCUAGUGACACUUGGUUGACAGAGUAUGACAGCUGUGCCAGGCUUGGACAAGACCUGAUGGUGAAAAUCAAUGAAAGAAAUAAACACAACCGAACAAGUUCAACAUACACCAAGUUAUCUGCUCAGAUACGGGUGUCUAUGAAGCAGUUCACCAAUGACCUCAACAAGCUGAAGCAGCAACUGAUCCGUGCCUCGUCCUCCUACCAUAUAACUCAGAGAGAAGUAGAGCGUCGCCAAAUGAUGACCGAUAACCUAACAACGAAGGAGAAACAGAUAGAACAAGCAUUCCGUAACGAGGGAGGAGAUUCAAGGUUUUCACUGAUGGGGUCAGCAGGGGACACCUUUGGAAGCAGUGAUCCCUGGGGAAUGAGGGACGAUCCAGAGGAGUACCGAGACAUGUCAAACAAUGACCUCCGCAGUCAACAGCAACAGGUCAUCCAUGAGCAGGACAGAGGUUUGGAUGCCCUCUCCAGUGUUCUGUCCCGACAGAAGCAGAUGGCAGUUGAUAUUGGAGAUGAGGUGGACAGUCAGAAUGCUUUAAUAGACGAUAUCACUAAUCAUACAGACCGGACAGGAGAACGACUGAAGAGAGAGACUAAACACAUCAAAAUAGUAGAUAGGAAAUCCAACGCUUGUUGUUAUUGGGUUGUCAUUGUGCUGCUGUUCGUAGCCAUUAUUGUUGUGGCCGUUAUUCCACAUAAUGGGAAGGGUUAACAAAGGCUUACAUAGAGUGCCUGUCCAUUUUAGUGUUGUGUACGGUCGAGACUAUCUGCAAUGUGUUGAGUUGUCCUUCUCAGGUGUCCUGAGGGACCCUUGAUGUUUAUGAAACUUUCAUUACCAUGGGACCAGGAAAUACUUAUAAGAGACAGUUUAUUUUGUUGAAACCUGCCUGGAGAAGAAUCAGGAAGGAGUAAAUUUAGUUUAGAAUGCAACCAGUCCCCAUUUGAUGCUAAGCAGCAUUGGUGUCAUGUUUAUUUGGACCAUUAUGUUGAAUAUGUAUAUUUCCUUUAUAGACCAUGAUGUCUACACAUGUUGUGCAAUGCUAUGCGAGUUUCCUGGUUUGAUACUUAAUCUCCAGCUAGUAAGUGAUAGGUAUAGGUAUAUAUAUACAGUCUGUAACGUACUGGGUAUAACUACCUAAUAUUGUUACCUGACUACGAGUGAGUGAUAGGUAUAGGUAUAUAUAUAUACAGUCUGAAUCGUACUCGGUAUAACUACCUAAUAUUGUUGCCUGACCACGAGUGAGUGAUAGGUAUAGGUAUAUUUAUAUACAGUCUGUAACGUACUCGGUAUAACUACCUAAUAUAGUUACCUGACCACGAGUGAGUGAUAGGUAUAGGAAUAUAUAUACAGUCUGUAACGUACUCGGUGUAACUACCUAAUAUUGUUCCCUGACCACGAGUAAGUGAUAGGUAUAGGUAUAUAUAUAUACAGUCUGUAACGUACUCGGUAUAACUACCUAAUGUUGUUACCUGACCACGAGUGAGUGAUAGGAAUAGGUAUAUAUAUACAGUCUGUAACGUACUGGGUAUAACUACCUAAUAUUGUUACCUGACCACGGGUGAGUGAUAGGUAUAGGUAUAUAUAUACAGUCUGUAAAGUACUCGGUAUAA